GACGCACGGGAACAGAACGGCUGGACACCACUACAUAUCACUGCAGAACAAGGUCACGUCAACAUAGGGCUCACCCUUCUCGAGCGUGGCGCAGCUAUCGACGCGCAGAAUCAGAAUGGUGCGACACCACUAUACAUUGCUGCACAAAAUGGUCACGUCGACACUGUGCUCACCCUCCUUGAGCAUGGUUCAGCUGUCAGCACGCAGAAUAAAGAAGGUGCGACGCCGCUACAUAUCGCUGCAUGCAAUGGCUGCGUCGACGUCGCGCGCACCCUUCUCGAACACGGUGCAGCUGUUAAUGCGCGG
Molecule: messenger RNA, 306 nt
Organism: Phanerochaete carnosa HHB-10118-sp
Lineage: Eukaryota; Fungi; Basidiomycota; Agaricomycetes; Polyporales; Phanerochaetaceae
Exons: 1
Molecular function (GO): protein binding
Source: RefSeq, a predicted model, not a curated record